Molecule: messenger RNA, 4243 nt
Organism: Branchiostoma floridae (Florida lancelet)
Lineage: Eukaryota; Metazoa; Chordata; Leptocardii; Amphioxiformes; Branchiostomatidae
Product: thioredoxin domain-containing protein 16-like
Exons: 25
Coding region: 87-2408 (773 amino acids)
Source: RefSeq, a predicted model, not a curated record
UCGCGCACGACUGCGCAAGUUUCUCACAGAUCACCCAGGAAGCCAAACAGGAAGGAACUAGUGGUCUGUUGGCGAAACUGAACAAUAUGGCAAGCUAUUGCAAAGCUUUCGUGUUGAUCUGCUUGGUUGCUUUGCUAGCAACUUGCACUCUGGUGGCGUCCAAAGAGUUCGGAGUGGUGAACACCGUGCCUUCAGCAGAGUUUGAAGACUUCAUCGGAUCUCCCAGCACACUAACCGCCGUCUACUUCUACAAGCGACGACUGCAGCGACUGAAACACUUUCUGGAAUCAUUUGAUGCUGCCGCAAGCUUCAUGAAACUGUACCAGGUGCAGUUUGGAAGGGUAAACUGUGACAUUGACCCAGUGGCCGCAUACUGCGACAAACCAGACGUGGACAUGUCAGUCUUUGCCUUCAGAAAUGACCGUGUGGAGGCAAAGUUUGCUCUGGACACCAUGUAUGAUAGAGAUGCCAUCGCAUCCAACAUCUUCCAAGUGCUGCUGUCAUCAGAAGUGCCUGUGCUGCAGUCUUGGAUCGACCUGAGUCACCAGCAGCAGAGGUACAUGGGAGACAAGGACAUCAUCUUCAGCUGGCAGAAGGCAAUUGGAACAUACCAGCACAGAGUGUUCAUGGAGUUUGCCUUCGCCUAUGGUUCCACCUACAAGUUUGUCUUCGCAACAAACAAGAAAGUUGCAGAGGAAGCUGAUCUCAGAGAUGCUAAAAGUGUGAAAGAGCCGGCCAUCUGGGUUCUACACUGCUCCGAGGAAGAGAAGACAGCCAAGACAUGUCGUCAGACGAGGUUCCAACACUCAAUCGUUCUCGCGGAUGUCCUGGCUUUUGUGAGGACUCUCAAGACACCUUACUAUGUGGACAUGCCAAUCAACCAAGAGCCCACUCCGUAUGAAACGAUGAACCUGCACCUUGUGUAUGUGGCAACAGACAACAGUAACGAACACGAGGCCAGGGAGGUGGCAGACAAGCUGGGCAGGGCACUGAGGGGCCAGGCUGGAGUCAUCCUUCUCAAUGUAGAUACUGCUUCUGAGAUCACCCUGGAGAGUUUGGCUACAGACACAGAGAGACUGAGGGAAGUGCCUGUUGUUGCUGUUCAACUCUAUGGUCAGGAAAGUCUGGACCAGAAUGAAACAGCAGAGAAACCUAUGGACACCAUGCACUUCAUGCACCACUUCAGCGAGGGCCCUUUGGUGGAGGAUCUUGAGGUAUUACUUUCUGAACACAGAAGAAGCACUGAGAGAAAGAAGAUCAUUCAAGAUGAAGACGAAGGCUUUGAUGAACCAGAUUUUUCAGCAAAACUAGAGAAAUUUUUUGCAGAUUUUUCGGCAAAGGGAGAGACUUUUUGGGGGCCCUCAUCAGAUGAAGAAGUCCAGGAUGAUGUAGUAGCGGAGGCUGUGUACCGAGGCAGGUACGCCCAGCUGGACCUCACGUACGCCCCCGCCCUAACCGACAAGACCUUCCCAGCCAUGCUGAAGGAGAAGUCGCUGCUAGUCGUAGUCUUCUACCUGUCAUGGGAGCCAAGAUCAGCUGCAUUCCUGUCAUCCUACUCUGAGGCAUCCUUGGAUUUAAAAGAUGAGCCGUCCAACAGCAGCCCGCUGGCCCGCGUGGCGUGUGAUGACUGGCCGGACGUGUGCCAGCUGAACAACGUGUCCAGUUACCCCGUCACGAAGGUGUACCGUGAUGGUCAGUACCUGAAGGACUACAGGGGCAUGCUGGACACAACUGCUCUGGUCAACUUUGUCAAGCUUCUCCAGCUGCCAGCCCCAGUAGAGCUGAAGACUGUGGAAGAGGUGACAAACUUCAGAGAACAUGUGUUGUCAGCAGGGGCCACUGACACAGCUGUACUGGGACUGAUGGGGCAGGAGGAUCAAGCAGAGAUAGAAACUUUCACAUCUGCAGCCCGAGAACUACAAGGGCUCUUCAUUCUGGGCCUGGUCAAAGACAAGGCACUGGCUCAAGAAGUUGGUUCCAUGUAUGGCUCCUCAGUACCAGGUGUGGUAGUGGUGAAGAGGGAUGACCAGUACCAGCCCUUCAAACUCUUCUCUGGCAAGAUCUUUCACAAACCCAGCCUCGUCAAAUUCAUCCAGCUAGCCAGCCUUCCUGUAUUCCCUGAGCUGACCCCAAAGAACUUCCCCUCGUUCUUCAUCCAAGACAAACCGUUUGUGAUUCUAUUUGGAGGGAGGGGGGAAGAGCUGGAGUCUGUCGGUCAGAUUGCUGCAGCAGAAGAACUUCCUGUUGUUUUCUGCCAGAUGAACAUGGUCAGUCCAGCCUCUUGGGAGCAGACUUUCUCCAGUUCUAUGUGCCAAAUGCUGGUCUUCCUGCACUGGUCAUGGUCAAGCACAAGACGGGAGGAGUGUUUGAGUACCCUUACCCCGAUGACCUCUCAAAGGACAAGGUGACUGCCUGGGUCCGUGGCUGUGAGAAUGGUGACAUCUUGGCCAACAAUGAGCUGCAGGAGGAGAAAUGGGGACCCAUGAUGCCUGGCUACGACUUCCUGGCUUUCAUCGACUCAGAGGGAGACUCUGCCAAGCAGAGGAACGAGCGUUCCAUUCACCACGACGUGGCAGACAUUGAGACGGAGGGGAUCGAGCCUGAAGACGAGGAGGUGCCUGAGGAGGAGGAGGUCCCUACUGAAGGAUCCAGGCUCAGCAAACCUGACGUCAAACUUCACAAGCACACAGAGCUUUGAUGUAACAAUCACUAACAUUUAUCUGCUGGGGAGCAUAUAUUUACCAACAUUCCAAAAAACGGUGUGUCUGAGAGAUCUCUAAUUGCAUUUUCCCCAGGCUUGCACAGUGAAGUUAUACAGGAAUGUAUUUUACUGGGAGAUGUUGCAUUGGAGAUGAUCUAUCAAGACAAUUUUUUGGGGUGGGGGGGUCUAUAUUACCUGGUGGUGUUAUGUUGGUAGACGUUAGAUGCUUGUACAGGUGUACACAGGGAAGUUAUACGGGCAAUGCAUUUUUCUGGGAGACAUUGCAUUGGAGAUAGUCUUUUCAGGGUGGGUGUGUCUAUAUUACCAGGUGAUGUUAUGUUAUUGAUGUUAAGAUAUGAUACACUGUGCCAGACAUGAAAGGCAUUUAUAUGAUAGUAAGCUUCCAACAACAUAUGGGACCAAGAGAUACAUGUGUAACUUCUUAUACACUAAAAUUCAAGUCUGUAACAUAUUUUUCUGCUUAAGAGUCUUUGGUUUUGUCUACAAGUGCCUUAUUUUCAAGUAAAUGGUGUAAGAAUUGAUAAAGGGUAAAGAAGAAUUUCUAGAUACUAGUGAUCAAUAGUGACAAUUUGAUUUCGAUGUAUGUUGACAUUUGGGUGUACAUUUUCAUAAUACAGGAACAGGAGUGUAUUUAUUCAGUCAGGUGAACAUAUUCUAUAUUUUUGAGGCAUUCUAUUUUACAGAGAAAGGUGUUUAUAACAACUACAUGUAUGUUUAUUAAGACUUUUGCACAGGGUGUGCUCGUGCUUGCUGGUGUUAUAUUUAUAUUGUGAGGGUAUAGGUUUCAGGAACAAAGCUAUUUCCUGACACUGUAUUUUGAUACUAGUGUUGUCUUGAAGACGAAUACAUAAAACAUGCAGUAUUUUGACAUUACAUAUGGUGUCCUGAUGAUGUAGUCUCACUACCCAGGAAUGUAACAAAUCAAAAACAGUUUACUGGUGCUUUUCUCUGAAUUGAUACCAAAGGACUUGCCAUGCAACUAAGUGAACGGCCAGAUGAGAUUUUUGUGUACGCAGCACUACCAAGAUACAAAAUGUAUGUCUUAUGAUGAGUAAACAUUCAAUGUAGCUACAUGUACAUGGAAAAUAUUAAAGGCUCACAUUACCAUGGAGCCUACUUCAAGCAACUGUUGGUCAAAGUCUAUGUAUUCUGUACAUCACAAACUCUCUCUUAUCUAGUUUUUGAUGUACAAUAUAGACUUUGACCUGCUGUUACAGUAGCUCUUAUUACUCCAGGGUAACGGGAGCCUUAUGUAUAGGCGAGAAAGAGUAAAAUAUGUACAUGUAGUUUUGUGGGUGAUAUAAGCAAUAAGCCAUACUAGCUCUUAGUCUAGUGUUUGCUUAUUUUCUGGUAACAAAUACAAUGUACAUUUUAUCAUUCCCUGUAUCAAACCUUAUAUUUUACCAUGCAGAGAGAUUGGAACUGUGAAAAAAAAACAAAUUUAUAGACAUAUGGAUAAGCAUUAGGGAUAAGGAAGGUUUGUUUAGGUGCAAUAAAAUAAUUGUGGAUUAAAAAAGAAAA